Dryobates pubescens (Downy woodpecker) is the source of this 6363-nucleotide messenger RNA. It is a transcript of the gene ZNF507, whose product is annotated as zinc finger protein 507. The coding region runs from base 89 to 3037 and encodes 982 amino acids. Gene Ontology annotation, biological process: regulation of gene expression. Gene Ontology annotation, cellular component: nucleus. The record is from RefSeq and is a predicted model, not a curated record. Lineage: Eukaryota; Metazoa; Chordata; Aves; Piciformes; Picidae. The transcript is spliced from 7 exons.
CGUGACACGGACUCCAUUGUCGCCAUCUUGAAGCGGUGGUCAGGGGUGAGGGGAAAAAAAAUUCUUUCUUCAUGAAAACGCAGGUAUUAUGGAAGAAGGAAGUAGUGUUGCAGUAUUGAUGCCAAAUAUUGGGGAACAGGAAGCUGUGCUGAUUUCUGAAACAGUCAUUAGCCCAACGCUGCAGAGCAGUGAAGAUCAGAGAAAAUGUAAAACUGAUCCACUAAUCCAUGUUAUUCAGAAACUAAGCAAAAUAGUUGAAAGUGAGAAGUCACAAAGAUGCCUUUUAAUAGGGAAAAAACGUUCCCAUCCUAAUGCUUCUACACAGUCCUUUGACACGGAUCUUUGUGAAAUCCCAGCUAAAACAAUUGAGCUAUCUGUUAUUGCGACUAAAAAGACUGAAGAGUUACAAGCAGAUUACUUUGUGACCGAGUGUCUUCCACAAAGCAAAAAAAAAGUGAUGUGCUACCAGUGUAGUCUAUGUAAGCUUCUAUCACCUUCUCUCUUAACGCUACAAGAACAUAUAAAGCAACAUGGGCAGAAAAACGAAGUGAUAUUAAUGUGCUCAGAAUGUCAUUUUGCUUCCAAAAGCCAAGAAGAACUUGAAUCUCACUUCCAAAAUUACCAUGAGAAUGAUGGUAAAAAUAGCAUCCAGACAAAAGUGCAGCAAUGUGUAAAUGUUGCAAGUUCAUUUUUGCAAGGGCCAUUGGAAGGAAAUGUCAAAUCAGGGACUGAUCAGACAGGAAAUCUGGAAUGUAAAGAUACAACUCAGCCCACUCAUACGCCUGAAAUGGGUAGGAGGAAGUGGUACACGUAUGAGCAGUAUGGCAUGUACCGGUGUUUAAUUUGUCGGUACACCUGUGGUCAGCAAAGGAUGUUGAAAACACAUGCCUGGAAACAUGCUGGUGAGGUUGACUGCUCCUAUCCUAUCUUUGAGGAAGAAAAUGAAACUACCAACUUGUCAGAGACAGCUGUAACUCACACACCUCAGAGUGUGGAUACAGUUGUUCUUUCUUUGGAAAACAGUGAACUUGAUAUCCAUGGUGAACAUUCUCUUCAGCUUCAGAUUUGCAAUUCUGAGCAACUGUCAUGUAAAUCACCAGUAGGAACACACGUAAAAGACGAAGAGUUGUUAAGUCAGUCUGUAGUGCAUUCGCCUACUACAGAGGUUUUAGAAGAGACUGUAUCAGAUACAGAACAGGAUAAUAUGAUAACUGAUAGCCUACUUUCAUCAGCACAGAAAAUCAUCAAUUGUAGUCCAAAUAAAAAGGGUCAUGUUAAUGUAAUAGUAGAGCGUUUGCCAGGUGCUGAAGAAAGUGUCUUACAAAAGCCUUUCUUGAUGAACACUGACAUUGAAACAGAAAAAAAAUUAAUCUCAGAGGAGUCCAAUGCUGCCCAUGAAGAACAUGAUGAAGUUUAUCGUUCAGAUGAAAUUCAAGAAGUAAUAAUAGGAUGGAAUAAUACUGAGAAGAAAGAUAAUGAAUCAAGUGCUAGUAAAAAUGUAACAGCUGACGAAAAUGUGCCUCCCGCACGAAGAAGGACAAAUUCAGAGUCUUUACGACUACAUUCAUUAGCUGCAGAAGCUCUUGUUACAAUGCCUAUCAGAGCUGCAGAACUGACAAGGUCUAGCCUCAGGACUCUGACUGGAGAAGAUGCCAUAGAUGCAGGUGCAGGACAGGGAGAAGCAAAUGGCCCAUGCAUGGCUCAUUCUAAAGCAGUAUCCUCGCUUAAGAAUCCUGCAGAGGAGUUGAGCGGCUUAAACCAAAGUGAGUGUACAAUAGUUGAGAUACAGAAAGAAAGGUCAGAGUUAUCAGAAGCGCCAAUUAAAAUGGGCAUCAGCAUGUCACUACUCACUGUCAUUGAAAAGCUGAAGGAGAGGACAGAUCAGAAUGCUUCUGACGAUGACAUUUUGAAAGAGUUACAAGACAACGCACAAUGCCAAAACGCAAACGAUGCAAAUAUUUCUGGAGGCAACCUGGUAGAAUAUAUACCUAAUGCAGAUCGGCCCUACCGCUGCCGCCUCUGUCAUUACAGCAGUGGUAAUAAGGGCUACAUAAAACAGCACUUGAGAGUCCAUCGUCAGAGGCAGCCGUACCAGUGUCCUAUCUGUGAACAUAUUGCUGACAAUAGUAAGGACUUAGAGAGCCACAUGAUCAACCACUGCAAAACAAGAAUGUAUCAGUGCAAGCAAUGUGAAGAAUCCUUUCAUUAUAAGAGCCAACUGCGAAAUCAUGAAAGAGAGCAACACAGUCUUCCAGAUGUCUUUUCCACAGCUACAUCGAACAAACUAAUAGUUUCCAACGAAGUAGAUGAAAGAGAAGGAAAUAAGUCUUCGGUUCAGAAACUAUACAGAUGUGAUGUGUGUGACUACACAAGCACAACUUACGUUGGUGUACGAAAUCACAGACGAAUUCACAACUCAGAUAAGCCAUAUAGAUGUCGAGUAUGUGACUUCGCCACCACAAACAUGAAUAGCUUGAAAUGCCAUAUGAGGCGCCACCCCCAGGAGCAUCAGGCAGUGCAGCUAAUGGAACAGUACAAAUGUUCUCUCUGUGGAUAUGUAUGUAGCCAUCCUCCAUCCCUCAAAUCCCACAUGUGGAAACAUGCAAGUGACCAAAAUUACAACUAUGAACAAGUGAACAAGGCUAUUAAUGACGCAAUUUCACAAAGCAGCAGGUUUCAAGGACAACUCCCUGACAAAACCCUAUCAGAAGGCACAGAUGAAAGUACAGUACCUAUACUAGGAAGUUCAGACAACUUGGUGUCUUUCACAGAGUCUAUUAACCAGACUACAAAUGAAAUUUCAGGUUCUGAUGAAAAUGCAAAACCUAACUUGAUGAAUACCUCAUGCAGUUUAGAGAAGAAUUCCACUCUACCCCAUCUUGGCACAGAAUAUUGUGUUCUUCUCUUCUGCUGCUGCAUUUGUGGUUUUGAGUCUACCAACAAAGAAAAUCUGCUCGAUCAUAUGAAAGAACAUGAGGGCGAAAUCAUAAACAUCAUUCUUAAUAAGGACCACAGCGCAACUCAGAGCACAAACUAAGUGAAGCAGUAAGUUACAGAAAGGGUUUCCUAGAGUGAUUAUUUUCUUUCUUUGCUAAUUUUUGCCUGAAAAACUUGCUAAAAAAAAAAAUUGCAAGCAAAACUUGAUUUGUCAUCCUGAGUCCUUGUUUUAAUAGGAAUACAAUAUUUUAACCAGGGACCGAUGAAUCAUUUAGGAAAUGAAUAUAAGGAAUGGGGAAUAGAAUGGUCUGUUUUAACCUGCUAUUUCUCUAUAUGGUGCCAAGAAUGUAGGAUUGUUGAAAUUUUUUUAUUGUCAGGUACUAGUCAGUAAUAAUGCAGUAAUUAGAACAGUAAGUUAAAAUCCAAAGGUAUGAAAGCUUUGUAUCAAGUGAAGAGCUUUUAUUCUUCCUCCCUCUUUGCCGUUUUCUAAGUAUUUCAGCAAAGAACUUCUUUACCCUCUUUUUUGAAACUGGCAACAGACCAGGUCCACUGCCUGGAUUCUGUAAAGUAGGGAGAGGGGAGUUAGAUGGGGCCAUGUGCAUGCCUGCAUGCACACACAGGCAUUGUAUUUUUCCCAAUCCAUUUUGAGGGCCUUACAAACUCCAGGUCAUCCAUCAACAAAGACUGCUGUCCUUUCUAUUGAUAUAGAGGAGCAGGAGCUGAGUAGUCUAAAAGUAUUUUGCUAAUUACUAUUUGUCUGAUUGGAUCCUAACUAAAAAAACUGCUAUCUUUGAACUGAUAGCAUGUUAAAGAUCAUUUAGAAUAAUGACCUGCUAUUUCUUAAUGGUUCUUUUGACACACUCAGCAGAACUAUUAAAAAAACAAGGCUUAUCGUAUGUCACUUUUAAUUUGUGGUGAUUACUUUGCAGUAUGUAUAGGCAGUGUUGUUUAAUGAGAACAAGAUAUUAACAGGAAUUGCCACAAAGAGAUGUAGAUUAAGCCUCUAUAGAUUCCUUGAAGACGUAGGUAAGCACAAAGUGGGAUUUUGAGAAAUGCAUAUAUGCCUUGGAGUUCCUUCAAAUCCCACUGGCUGUCUAAAUUUCCCAUCUGCUGUAGCUGUAGAAAUAAUUCACUGAAAGAUGGAGCAAUCUUCCUGUGCAAAAUUAUAUUUUAAAAAAAAUAGGCAAACAAUAUUUUUAGCAAAAACUGUAUCCAGUCACUUGCAGGAUACAUUUUGCUGGUGCAUAGAAAAUGGACUCCUAAAGGAAAUUUGGGAUUACUUUGUUUUCUGAGGAACACAUAGAAAUUCCUCCCUUUUAAAUCCUUUAACUUUUAAAAUUACAGUGCUUUUGUUUUGGGGUUUUGUUUGUUGGGAUUUUUUGGCAGUUACAGCAGUUUGCAGUAGAAGACAUUCAUCUAUCAGUUUGAGAUAUUGCUAUACUGUUUAAUUACCUGGCAACUUCAUUGAGGCUAUUUAUAAGGUUGGGUACUUAAAUUCUUUGAAAUACAUGCUUAAAUCAAGUGAAGCAGUAGCACUUCCAAAGAAGCCCUUUAGCAGCCAGAUUUAACACUUCUAGUUUGGCCACAUAUUUCUGCUUUUGAUGAAUGGCAAAUGCACAGAAGCAUGCCUCGCUCCUGACAGGGGGAUGCAGUUACCUGAUUUUUAGUAGCUCAUUACUUAAAAACUGACUCUUAGAAAAAACAGUAUUUUAUGGUUAGUUUGUUUAUACAUAUCUGCUAGCAGAAAUAAGCUACAACUGUAAAUCCAAGAAGGUGUCAUAUGUAGUGUACAUUCUAUUGCGCUAUCACUGACUCAAAGUGGGAAACAGGAAAUGAAAGCAAGUCUUGUUACAGCUUUAUAAAGCAGCACAAAAUCUAAAGGCCAGGGUGAGAGCCCUAAGAUUCCAAGUAAGUUUUUUGAUUUUUUGUUUUCAAGUUAUUUCCUCAAUUUGAUUUGUUCUUUUGGGGUAACUACCUUUUAUUUCCUUUAUAAAUUUGAUAGCAGAAAAUAAUGGCAAAGUAUUUUUGUGUCAGAUAUUUGAGAUGUUUUAAAUACAUAUGUGAAGUAAGUAUACAUUAUUUUUGGUUAAAAGUUAUUUUUCAUAUUCCUAUAGAUGGAUUUUGCAUAGUUUAUUUACAUGAUCUCAAAUUCAGUUAGAGAUGGUAAACUUUUAAUGGGAUAUUCAUAUUGUCUUAUUGACACCAAUGCUUUACCUUCAGGAUAGAAUUCAUGUGAAAAUUACUACACUUUUCUGGAAUAUAUCUCAACUUUCUCAUUCAGAGAUCCCAUUUGUUGAAAAAAAUGGAAGGUACAAAAGCUGUAGUAAUGCUGAAGUACUAGUCAGUAUUCACAGAAACAUUUUGUCACAUCAUAUUAAGUUUGUGUAAAGGGAUAAUUAUUUCAAAGUUUCUCAGCUACUAAAAGGUGAAAAACUUGCAUUCAUAAGCUAAGAAGAAAAUAGCAGUGAACCAAGACUUAAAAAAUAAGUAACUUUGAAUCCAAAUCAACAGUUUUGGUGUAUGUGCAAGCCACAUUUGCAGUAUUAAGUAUAAUGCACCAGCACUCAUUGUAGGGUGAUUGCUAAGGAGGAUGCGUCUAUUUGCAGUUGCUCCUUGUCAUCUUGUUGCUUUUUUCUUUUUGACCAUGUGUUCCUAUAAAACAGUAGAAAGCUAACUGCCUCUCAAAACUGUUGUCAGUCCUAUCAAAUGCUAGCAAAUAAUGCUUUCCCUUAUGCACAGAGUUCAAUUUUUAUUUAACUGUCUCCAUGCUGCUUGCCAUUAGUUGCCCACUCACAAUUCCCAUGGACUUGUAUCAGAAGUUCUGCAUGUGAAGUUAAGUAUAGUUUUUCUGAAGAAAGCAAGUUACUCCUCAGGUUAUCUGCUUUAGAAAGUAUAUGGUUGGCUUGGUUGCAUGUUAUGUAAGGGGUUUUAAGCACAUUUCAAAGUCACCAACACUGUAGUCUUUCCCUUUCUUUAAGCUUUUAAAAUAUUUUCAGGUCUUCUAACACAGCACUGUCAGAAGACCAUCUAGUCACUUCCUGCUUAUUUAAAUUAGAUUUUAUUCUGUGAUAUAAACCAUAACUUGCAACUUUUGUUUAAAUGCCUAUACUUCUAAUAAAGAGAAAACUUCAUACCAGACUAUACAGGUAAACAGGUGCAUAUUCAUCUUUCCAAGUUAUGCUUGGCCUGGAAAAAGAGUGGGAUUCAUUCAGAGUUAUUGUCUUUUCCUCUUUCAGAAGCACUUAUUUAAUCAUUGAGAAAAAUGUACAGUUGGUGCUCAAAGUAACAUUUGUUAAGAUAUAUUUAAUAGAAAUUUGCAUUUGCAUUUGAUAUUCAUGGACAUGGGUACAUGUAUUUUUUUAAGAAAAGGUAUUGUAACACUAUGGCACUGCUUUUAUAGCCAAAGUAUAAAAAAAAAAAAACAAA